GCCUUGGUCCUCCCCCCCUCGGAAGGACGCAGAGAUCCAGCAGCCCUCGCUCUGGGCACAGCACUGGCCCUCAAGUUUAUCAUCGCCAGGGCCAUCUGGAGGGCUGUGAAGACACAGCUCGGGACUCAAGAGACGGAGAAGCCGGCUUUGUCUUUGAACAACUGCACCCCACCGCAGCGUUGAGAUGCCUGGUUCCAUCAGUAGCUUAGAGACCUUCACGCGAAGGGCCCGGCCUUUGAACCCCAAUGGUUCAAACUUGCUUUAGCCUCUAUGAGGUUAAGUCGCCCUAGGAGACGUGGGCACUUUAAGCCUUGAAGGGGCAGCCCAGGCCAGCAUCUCUGGCCUCCGCACCUGCCCUGCAUGCAAGAACCCUGAAGGGGUUCACCAGGCUCGUGGGCUUUGGGAUCCUUCCGUUUCCCUGGAGAGGUGGUGGCAGAGGCCCACCGAAGCCCCGCCCAUGAGGCGUGGGGGGCACAGAGAGAUUGAAUCCGCGCCCAGACCCCCUUUCUCAUCUUAACGUCCAAGUGGGGUGUCAGCUUUCCACACGCUGGGGUGCUGUUGCCUCUUCCCACAGCAUGCAGGACAGGCGUGCGCUCGCGGCAGGCGCCGAGCACAGACGUGACCAAAUAAAACGAAUGAGCAAACGAGCAAAUGGAUCCUUUACCGAACCCGCCCCAGAGCCCAGCUGUCUUCCAUCUGCCGUCUGCAGCUCCAUGGGUGCUCCCACCUAGGGGCUCCUUUGCUCGUCACAGAACAGUCUUGGGACAGUCUUGGGGGAUAGGCGACUAUCCUAGCGUCCAUCUCGCAGGUGGGGAAACUGAGGCCCCAGGUGGCCUGACUUGCUCAACUUCACUAGUGAGUACAGGGCAGAUGCAGCAAGAUGCGCACAGAACUCCAUGCUGCAGCCUCUUGCAAGAGCCCCUCUCCCGUCGAAUCAGCUCCAUGUCCCUGGACGGGCCCUCUGCAGGGCUCCUGCGGGAGGAAGUGUCCCGGCUCCAGGAGGAAGUCCACCUGCUGCGCCAGAUGAAGGAGAUGCUGACGAAGGACCUGGAGGAGACCCAGGGUGGCAAGUCCUCCGAGGUCCUCUCGGCCACCGAGCUCAGGGUCCAGCUGGCCCAGAAGGAGCAGGAGCUAGCCAGAGCCAAAGAGGCCUUGCAGGCCAUGAAGGCCGACCGGAAGCGCCUGAAGAGCGAGAAGACGGACCUGGUGAGCCAGAUGCAGCAGCUGUACGCCACGCUGGAGAGCCGCGAGGAGCAGCUGCGCGACUUCAUCCGCAACUACGAGCAGCACCGCAAGGAGAGCGAAGAUGCCGUCAAAGCCCUGGCCAAGGAGAAGGACCUGCUGGAGCGUGAGAAGUGGGAGCUGCGGCGCCAAGCCAAGGAGGCCACGGACCACGCCACGGCGCUGCGCUCCCAGCUGGACCUCAAGGACAACCGGAUGAAGGAGCUGGAGGCUGAGCUGGCCAUGGCCAAGCAGUCCUUAGCUACGCUGACCAAGGACGUCCCCAAGCGGCAUUCUCUGGCCAUGCCGGGCGAGACGGUGCUGAACGGCAACCAGGAGUGGGUGGUGCAGGCGGACCUCCCCCUGACCGCGGCCAUCCGGCAGAGCCAGCAGACUCUCUACCACUCACACCCCCCCCACCCUGCGGACCGGCAAGCGGUCAGGGUGAGCCCCUGCCACUCCCGGCAGCCCUCCGUCAUCUCCGACGCAUCUGCCGCCGAAGGCGACCGGUCGUCCACGCCAAGCGACAUCAACUCCCCUCGGCACCGGACACACUCCCUCUGGCGACAGUCCCGGCCCAGUACAGAAGAACCUGCACAACCCCAUUGUACAGCUCAGGUGGCUUUGUUCUCGCUCUCCCCCCCCCACCCCGCGCGGCCGGCUCCUCAGUCACUAGAGGAUCUUGAAGACCAAAAACGGAAAAAGAAGAAAGAGAAGAUGGGAUUCGGCUCCAUCUCGCGCGUCUUCGCCCGAGGGAAGCAGCGGAAGUCCCUCGACCCCGGCCUCUUUGAUGAUUCGGACAGCCAGUGCAGCCCCACGAGGCAGAGCCUCAGCCUGUCGGAGGGCGAGGAGCAGAUGGACCGGCUGCAGCAGGUGGAGCUGGUCAGGACCACCCCCAUGUCCCACUGGAAGGCCGGCACCGUCCAGGCCUGGCUGGAGGUGGUCAUGGCCAUGCCCAUGUACGUCAAGGCCUGUGCGGAGAACGUGAAGAGCGGGAAGAUGCUGCUGAGCCUGAGUGACGAAGACCUGGAGCUGGGUCUGGGCGUGUGCAGCUCCCUGCACCGGCGCAAGCUCCGGCUGGCCAUCGAGGACUACCGCGAUGCCGAGGCGGGCAGGAGCCUAUCCAAAGCCGCUGACCUGGACCAUCACUGGGUGGCCAAGGCCUGGCUGAAUGACAUCGGCCUGUCCCAGUACUCUCAGGCCUUCCAAAACCACCUGGUCGACGGGCGAAUGCUGCAUUCCCUGAUGAAGCGGGACCUGGAGAAGCAUCUGAAUGUGUCCAAGAAGUUCCACCAGGUCAGCAUCCUGCUGGGGAUCGAGCUGCUGUACCAAGUGAACUUCAGCAGGGAGGCCCUCCAGGAGCGCCGCGCCCGCUGCGAGACACAGAACAUAGACCCUGUGGUCUGGACCAACCAGCGGGUGCUCAAGUGGGUGCGGGACAUUGACCUGAAGGAGUACGCAGACAACCUGACCAACAGUGGCAUUCACGGUGCUGUGUUGGUGCUGGAGCCCACGUUCAACGCCGAGGCCAUGGCUACUGCCCUGGGCAUCCCCAGCGGGAAGCACAUCCUCCGGAGACACCUGGCAGAGGAGAUGAGUGCCAUCUUCCACCCGGCUAACUCCUCAGGCAUCCGGGAGGCUGAGCGUUUCGGAACACCCCCCGGGAGGGCUUCCAGCAUCACCCGGGCGGGCAAGGAGGAGAACAGCGGUGGCAUCAAGUACAAGGCCGGCCGGCUCCCCCUGGGGAAGAUAGGAAGGGGCUUCAGCAGCAAAGACCCCGAUUUUCACGACGACUACGGCUCUCUUCAAAAUGAAGACUGUGGAGACGAUGACCCCCAGGGCAGGCCGGAGCAGUGCCGUCUGGAAGGCUACAAUGGCCUCGAGGUCACCAAUGUGUAAGGAAGGGACGCCGCGCCAGGCCCAGCGCGGACACGCCCGCCGAGGGAGAGUCGCCAGAGGCUGGCACCACUCUGUACAUAGGGACUGCGGCCGAGGAUGCUCCUCUGCUCCCGGACGGAACCCCAGCAGACUGGCGCAGCGUCACACGGGAGCUCCGGGGGGCGAGGAAGCACCUGCUUGUUCCCGCUGGGUGGAAGGACCCGUCAGCCCAGCCUCUCGGCAGCCCAGGCCCCCCCGCAGAGGGACUGUCAGCCGUUGAGCAGUCCCCGCGGUCCCCGCAGGCCUCGAGCUGAGCUGCCAAGGUGGAAGGAGGCCAAGGGGUCCCCAAAACACCCUCCCGGAAGGAGCGGGUGGGACUCCAGCCGGACACACAGAGCCCAGCGCCGGGAGGGGGCGAGGCGCCAGCCAAGCCUGAGGCUGACCCUGGGCACCUGGAGCCCUCCGGCCGGCCUGGCGAGCCCUUGGCUUCGGCUCCGUUCCUCCCAUGACUGGGGAACUCGGGUUCUGACUUGGGUCCCUGAAUCUCCGCUGGGAUUGGGAGGAUGCACAGUGAGACGGUCAUUCCCUCCCAACCCCUAAAAGUUGUGUGUCAGGCGGGGGGUGGACUGUAGAAAAGCUAUUUGCCUUCUCUUCCCGCGAGUGGAGGCAGGUGGAUGAUCCUUGCACGGGUGGGGCUUAGCAGCGACAUUUCCAGGAAAUGCAGACUUCCUGUCGUCAGGAUGAAGGAUGUUCUGAGGACAGGAGCCAGCACGGGUGAUCGACUCAGUGGUAACCACGUGCAACAGUGGGUUUGGGAUUGGGAGCAGGGAAGUGCUUGUCAUUGUUUACCCAACAAGCCUCUGCGGUGAUGGCUCAGGCACCUGAAACAGGUGUGCCCGCCAGUGUCCUCGCUGAGACGAACCUUGCAGGGCAAAGUCACGAAGGCGGUGCAGAGAACCCCAGCCCUUUCCCGGCCCCACCACCGUUCUGCUCCGUGGCUCCUUCCCAGGGGCCUCACCUCUCUGUGCCUGAACGUCUUCAUCUAGGACCCUUCCGGUCCCCUCCCAGGGACACUGUGAACAUUAACACUUGCUAAUGUCUGUAACACGCUUUGUAACCUCUCCAGGGACAGGUGGGAAGGUACAGGGACAGAAGGAAGUGUCCGGAUUCCCGUGUGGGACACAGAAUUGACCUUGAACCGGUUUCCCCGCAACUGGUUGGGCCAAAAGGAGGACAAGGACUGCUUCACGUUUGGACUCUCCAGAGCCCCCAGUAGGGCCCUGACCAAAGAGAGAGAUAGAAAGGUUCACGUGGACGACCGUGGAAAAAUCCGUUUGAGCCAUGUGUUCAGGCUCGAGUCCAUUGACGUCCGCGCCAAGCGAUGAUUUGGGGGCACAAACGCAUUGGGGUUCUCCUGACGCCUCGGUCGUCAGAGCGCAUCAUUUGUCGGGACCACAGCGUUGAAGCCUUUCGCACAAGAGCCGAGGGCAGGUCUGAAUUUCCAAGACUUGAACAGGUGUCAGCCUCCGAGACCCGCCAAAGCGCGGGUUCUUCCACCCAAGGAACAGUUUCCUCUCAAGAAAAGCCUAAACCGAGGCCCGAUGAACCUGAGAACGAUUCCUCCCCAAUGCCCGAGACCAUGGUUUUCCCUCUGACCCUAAGAUAAGCACAGCUUUUCUUGCCACUGGAAGCCGAGCGCCCAGCAGGUGGCAGGUGGACGGCCCCUCUCUUGUCUGAAUGUGUAGCCUCCUAGGGUCGCAUCUCUGAUUCCAGGGCCUCAGGGGUGAAGCUCUGGCGUCUAACUUGGCUUUGCUGGGGUUCCAAACCCCGGGAUGUUAAUGCCAUUCGGCCACACAGGCUGCAGAGCCUGCAGCCUGGCAGGGGGAGUAAACCCCCUCCCCCAUAGCCUGAUGCCGCACACAGGUCACUCCCAAGCCAGCGUCCGGGCUCGGUGACCUGGGACCCCCGGAUCUGCCUCUUGGGAAGCAGCAAACCAGGUGGGAAAUGAUUCCCACGGGGUGAGCAAGGCUGGCACAUGGGUGCCUGCGUGCAGCUCUGAUUGCUUGAAGCCAGUGUUGACCUGAGUUGUCGGAAAUGAAGCUUGCAUCCCCCCCCCCUUCAAUCCCAUGGGGCAUGAGAUGGGCAAGUGGACAACAAAAUUUGCAGCAUUCGGCCAACAGGCCCGGGGCCACGUGGACAUCAAAAGUACCUUUCAGUCCAAAUGCUACCCCGAUGGCACCUUCUCGCCUGCCCACCGCAUCUAUCCUUGGCGGCCAGCUGAGCGCGUGGAGCUGGCUCUGCAACACGAGGACAGCUUGGUUGAUGAGUGAACAACCUCCACAGAGGGUCAGAUCCCGGGAGCUUCAUCUGCUGAAAAAAAAAAAAAAAUCCUAAAUGUCAACUCUGCUCCGAGGGUGGGCAAGGAGAGCACGGGGUGCAGACAGCCUUGGUGGAGAGAUUCAUGUGGCUAAUUGACCAAGGCUGGAGGGUGACCACCUGCAGAGCAGCGACCUGCCACGUUCGGCCCAAAGGGGCCUCAAGGGGUGACAGGGCUUCUGGGAAAAUGUGAAUAUGCUUCUUUGGGAGGUGGCACCUGCGCCCAUGGGUGCUAGCCCCUUAAAAAGAGGCAGUUGGUGCCAGAGGUUGGGGUGACCCAGAAGGGGGUGGAGGCACCCCACACCUCUCCGAGAAGCUGGGGGCCAGAGCCAUCAGAAGGCCCCUGCGCGGCAGACUCAGCUCUCUGCCCCAGACACUUCUGAGAGGCCCCCUGUUCCUUAGCCCCACAGAACCUUUCUCCCAGAAAUCUGCGUGUCCGUCCCCAGGGCUCAGGCUGUAGGAGGCGGGAGGAGCCACACGAGCAUCCGGAGCAGAUGCAGGAGAAGGGAAAGGGGCGUCUGCAAAGCGCGGCCAGCACGGAGGUGCGGGAAGGACAGUGGCCCCAAUCCUGAGGCCCCUCAAUAGGGCCCCCCACCACUCCCACCUGGCCCGUCCCCGUCCCGUCCAAAGCCACACCUUGUGGCACCGUCUUUUCCACGCUGCUCUUCGAGGCUCCCACGGCUCCUGGCGGUUGUGUGGUGAGGAAAGAAGAGCCUCUGAGGCCGGCGUUGCCAGCAACGGCUGGCGGGGGAGAGGAACCCCCUCCCGCAGACGGAGUCCGUGGCUGCGAAGGGAAUCCAUGAUCCACGAGCAGAGAUGACGGUCUGGGUUCUCUCAUCAGGGCCACGGCCCCCGCGUCUUCCCAGGAGUGAAUUUUAACACUGUAACAAUAAACACUACCGUGCAGAGCUCUGCUGACCAGGUA
Molecule: messenger RNA, 6400 nt
Organism: Canis lupus familiaris (dog)
Lineage: Eukaryota; Metazoa; Chordata; Mammalia; Carnivora; Canidae
Gene: KAZN
Product: kazrin, periplakin interacting protein
Exons: 16
Coding region: 652-3120 (822 amino acids)
Molecular function (GO): protein binding
Source: RefSeq, a predicted model, not a curated record